CACGCUCCAUGGAAUUUCUCUUCAUCCAGGUUCCGCUCCAUACCGCACGGCACCCUGCCUUUCAUCCUACGAGCUAGCUCUGCCGCAACCCGCAUUGGAUUCUACGGGCAUCAGCGAGCCGCGCGUCCGUGACGCUCGUCGGCAUUAACUCGCUCCGUUCGGCGCAGCGCUCCCCGUUCGCCUCCCUUGACGGACGUGCGCUGGAUUUCGCCACGAGCCGUUGCGCUGCCUCCCCCUCGGCUCAUGGAGGCACCAAGCAGGUUGCUGGCGCCAUGACACUCGCAUGUCAUGGCGUCAUCAGUUCGUUCGGGUAGCAGGUCGCGUCCAAAUCCACAUUUCUCUUUUGCACUGCAGCUUCUGCCGCUGCUUAGGUCGCAACUAGCUAUCUCCGGCACGCGCUGCCGACUCGUAGUUGGCUGAUGGGACUUUCGGCUCGAAUCGGAUGUCACAUGCACGCCCUCCUGCGUUCCAUCCUACUCACAUCCGACUUACUAUCCGUACCCGAUGAGUUCCCCCGUUAAUAGCACACACGGACGCGACCUCCGCUGCGUACGGCAAUAGCUGUUCCGCAAUACGAUGUGAUAGAAAUGAGCGGCGGGAGCGUCGGAAGCCAGGCGCUGCGCCGAAUCGGCAGCGGCUCGAGCUUCCCGAGCCAUGGCGUCGCGUCGGCCGCAUCCUCCGCCGCCGUCGCCGCCUCCUCCUCGAUUUCCGGAUUCCCUUCCGCUCCCUCUCUUACCCCCCCCUCAAUCACCUCCCGCUCCGCCGUCUAUUUCCCCCCGCAUCGCACGCAACUCCCCCCGCGCUACGCGUACGCGUCCACCGCAUCCGCCGCGGCUAACCGGCCGCGCAAAGCCCGCGCGAUCCUCUGCUUUCUCCUCCUCGCCGCGACCUUCAUCCUUCUCUUCUCCUCCGCCCUCUACGCGCCGUUCGCCCUCUCCCUCUCCUCCUCCCCGUCUUCGUCGUCAGCGUUGUCAGUCUCUAGCGGCCGCGCGUUAGGAACCAUUUCGCGGGCCUAUUCCAUCAUAAUCGACGCGGGAAGCACCGGGUCGCGCGUCCACGUGUACUCGUACACGCGGCUCGCGGACCCGACCGCGCUUCCGCUGGUCGACCCGCACGCGCCGACUCUUAAGAUCCGUCCGGGCCUCUCGUCCUUUGCUGAGGACCCGUCCGCCGCUGGCGGGUCGCUCGUGGGGCUUGUAGACUUUGCGAAAGCCAAGGUCCCCCGCGCCCUGUGGGCCACCACGCCCGUGCGCCUGAUGGCGACCGCGGGGCUGCGCCGCCUGCCCGCCAGCGGCGCGCGCAGGAUACUGCAGUCGUGCGCGGACGUGCUGGGGGCGUCGGGGUUCGCGUUCGACCCCGAAGGUGGCGCCACUGUCAUUGCUGGCGUGUGGGAGGGCGUGUACGCGUGGGUUGCGGCCAACUACGCCAAGGGCACGCUGGGGGGCGACGCUAGAGAUUCCGUGGGGGUCGUUGAGAUGGGGGGUGCCUCCGCACAGGUUACGUUUGUCCCAGAUGAGCCUCCCCCAGAUGAGUACCGGCAUGACGUGACUCUGGCUGGCGUGGACUACGUGCUCUACUCCCACAGCUUCCUGCACUACGGGCAGGAGGCUGCAGAGGAUGCUGCAGACGUGCUUGUGGCUCUCGUAUCCGCACAGCAGCAGCAGCAGCAGCAGCUGCCAGGUCCAGGGCGGCUGGAUGCGAACGGGUCUCUACAAGCAGGGCGGGUGGUGGGGCAGGGGCAGCUUGAAGGAAGCAUUACAGAGGCAGGGGAGCAGCUAAGGCAGGGGAGAGUGGGAGGAGAGGAGCAAGUGGCUGCAUCUGACCGCAGGGAUGCGGCAGUAGUGCCCGGUGGAUCAGGCUCUGCUGCUGCUGCUGCUGGUGCAACUGCUGGUGCUGCUGGUGUUGCGAGUGGUGUUCCUGUCGCUGGUAGCACGCUGGAAGGAGGUGGUGUGGAGGCAAGUGCAGCAGGGAUAGUGUACAUACCGGGUCCAGAGGUGAAGCUAUGGCAAAGCAACCCGUGCAGGCACCAGCUGAUACCUUCCUUCCUUGCUCUCUCACCUUCCGCGUCCUCUACAACAGCCUCCCUUUCUGAUAAGUUAUCCCCAGCUGCAGCAACCGCAGCAGCAGCAGGAAUGGGAACGGUUGGAGCAGCAGCAGCCACAGGCGCAGCAGGUGUAGCAGCAGCUAAGGGUUUGGCACUGAUUGAUCCUCAUAACCGCCAUAAUCACCAUCGCCCCGCUAACUUCUCCCUCUGCAGACACCUGGCUGCGCGCCUCUUCACGCACGGCCGCCCAGGCAGCCUGCAGUCCCCCCCCGCGCCGUGCCCGUACAGCCACUGCGCCUUUGCGGGCGGGGUGUUUGUGCCCGAGCUGAGGGGGCAGUUCUUCGCCACAGAAAACUUCUUCUACACCUCCGAGUUCCUGAAGCUGCCAGCAACGGCAACACUGGCAGAGUUUGCUGCUGCAGGCGCACGCCACUGCUCCCAGGGCCUGCCCACAGCAACAGUACCAGGAGCACAAGGAGAGGGAUUAGCAGGGAGGGUGGAGGCGGGGAUGGGAGAGGUGCAGGGAGACUCACAAAGGAGCAGCAGCGGAGGGUCUAGGGUGGGUAGUAUGUUCGUGGGCGCUGCUGCUGCUGGUGCCUCUGUGAAAAUGUCUCGAAAGGAAGGCGGGGGAAUGAAAGGCGGCGCAAGUAGGAAAGGCACGGUGGUGAGGGAGGGGGGGUUGAAUGAGGAGGGAGUGAGGGAGCAUGGCAAGUACUGCUUCUCGGCGUCAUACAUUGUGGCGUUCCUGCAUGACGCUCUGGGGGUUUCUCUGCACGAUACCAAGGUGCGCUUCACCAACAGAGUGGGGCCGCAUGACAUAGACUGGGCGCUCGGUGCCAUGCUCAUGGAUGUCAUCUCCCACCGCCCCAUUCCCUCCAAGCCCGCAAGCCAAGGCGACCGGCGGGGCGAAGUGUCGGACUCGCCCAGUGUGGACGGGAGUGUAGGGGCCAUCAUGGUUCUGCUUCUGCUCGCAGCGCUGUUCCUCGUUGUCAUCACACUAGUUGUCAUUAGCACAUACUUCCGGCCAAUUCCCAUCGCCACCACAAUUUUCGACCUGGAAAAGGGCCGGUACUUCACCGCUAGCUCGUUUGGGCAAGUAGGCAUGGGGCCCGUUGGUGGGAUUGGGAGGUCUUCUGUGUUGAGAAACGCACCCUAGACCGUAGGAAAGUAUGUUACGUGAAAAACUCAAUUUGUAUAGUGAUAAGUUUGCUUCCUAGGACAAUGAGUGUAUGUGUAAGAAAGCCCAAAAUGUGCACCUCGGAAUAUAUUAAUCAGGCCAAU
Molecule: messenger RNA, 3325 nt
Organism: Closterium sp. NIES-67
Lineage: Eukaryota; Viridiplantae; Streptophyta; Zygnematophyceae; Desmidiales; Closteriaceae
Source: the annotation of a GenBank genome assembly